CAAAUAUUGAUCGAAACCACCAUUGAAAGCGUGGGUGUUGUUGUACCGGCUGGUAGGUAUGAUGUAUCUCUUCAUGAGCGCACGAUGUGGUACUUUACCCCGCGAGCUAGAGCCGAGAUACUUUCCGCCCAUAAUACCAACGGGGAUAAACCAAACAGGACGGGGCACGGAACAUAAGAACGAGGAAGCCAACCCUAGACAGGACCCCUAAACCGCUCGGUGGACACAACAAGCACGAGACACCGUUGGCCACUUCACCUAUCAUUCAUUGACACGCGACACCACCCAAUGGCGCCAGCGUCUAUUAUCGAGCCCAUUGCGGACACAAUCCAACCGAAAAAAGACACUCUUAACCUCCCCGAGCCGGCACGUCAACGGCUGACGAAGGCUGGGAUUGACCUGUCUGGAGGCUACCCGUACCGGCCAGAUGUGCCUUUGUAUCUUCAAGAUGUGUACAAGAUUCGAAACGAGGAACGGCCAUACGAAGACGCUGGGGCAAGGGCCGAUAAGCAGAAAAAGCAUUUGUUUUCUGCUGCAACGAAGGUCACAGACCUGACCACCCACAUCGGGACGGAAAUUGAGGGCGUCCAGCUCAAGGACCUCACCCCUGAGCAACGGGAUGAACUGGCCCUACUAAUCGGGGAGAGGAGCGUGGUCUUCUUCCGGAAUCAGGAGCUCACUCCGCAGCAGCAGAGAGAGCUCGGGGAGUGGUUCGGAGAGGUCGAGGUCCACCCUCAAGUGCCCCAGGUUCCUGGCGUGCCCGGCGUCACGGUGAUAUGGCCGGAUCUCUUUGCCCAGGAGAACGCAGCCAGCUUCCGCAAGCCAGGUGGCGCUUCGUCGUGGCACACGGAUCUCGUACACGAACGGCAGCCCGCGGGAAUCACGCACCUCCACAAUGACACGGUGCCGCCAGUGGGAGGUGACACCCUCUGGGCGUCGGGCUACAGCGCGUACGAAAAGCUCUCGCCUUUGUUCCGCAAGUUCAUCGACGGGAAGCAAGCCGUCUAUCGCUCUGCCCACCCGUACCUGGACCGCGAAAACCCAACGGCCGGCCCCAGGCACAUCGAGCGCACCCAUCCGCUCGUCCGUGUCCAUCCGGGCACAGGCUGGAAGGCCCUAUGGGUCAACCGGGCCAUGACGGUACGGAUCGUCGGGCUGGACAAGGCCGAGAGUGACUUGAUCCUGAACUACCUGCACGAUGUUUUUGAGAAAAGCGUCGAUAUCCAGGUGCGGUUCAAGUGGACUCCGGGCACGAGUGCGCUUUGGGACAACAGAAUCACCAUCCACAACGCAAGCUGGGACUAUGGGGGGAGGUACCCCCGGCAUGGUACUCGCGUCACAUCCCUCGCCGAAGUCCCCUAUUUUGAUCCCGGCGCUCCGACCCGUCGGCAAGCCUUGGGUUUGCUCGACAAAAACGAGAAGGAGGCGCUAGGAGUUGAAUGAAGGCUGAAAUGAUUCUGCAUGCGUGUUGUUCGGCGUUCUGCUCAACAGCGUGGCGGAAUGUAUGGUGAUAAAAAACAAUAUUAUGCAUACUACCACCGCGUCACGCAGUUGUC
Chaetomium fimeti is the source of this 1556-nucleotide messenger RNA. RefSeq lists its product as uncharacterized. Bases 289 to 1443 code for a protein of 384 amino acids. Gene Ontology annotation, molecular function: 2-oxoglutarate-dependent dioxygenase activity. Gene Ontology annotation, cellular component: cytoplasm. The record is from RefSeq and is a predicted model, not a curated record. NCBI's taxonomy places the organism in Eukaryota, Fungi, Ascomycota, Sordariomycetes, Sordariales, Chaetomiaceae. The transcript has 4 exons.